UGGGAGGAGGGAUUGCUCCGAGCCAUGGCAGGGGCAGGGCUUGUGCCAGCUUGCACUCUCUGCGGGACACUGGUGGAGAGAGAAGCUUCUCUGAAGCCCUGAGCAGCCAUGGAGAGGAUUGAGAAGGUCGUGAGGCAGGCGAGAGCUGCCUUCAACUCUGGCCGGAGCCGCUCGCUGGAGUUCAGGAUACAGCAGCUGAAGGCCCUGGAGCGGAUGGUGAAGGAGAAGGAGAAGGAGAUCCUGGCAGCCCUCCAUGCGGAUCUGCACAAGAGUGGGCCCACUGUGUACAACACUGAGAUCCUGAGUGUGCUGGGGGAGCUGACCCUGGCCAUGGAGAAGCUGCCGUCCUGGGCAGCCCCUCAGCAUCUGAAGAAGAACCUGUUGACAAUGAGGGAUGAGGUCUUUGUCAACUUUGAGCCUCUGGGAGUGGUGCUGAUCAUCGGGGCCUGGAACUACCCCUUUGUCCUGGUCAUGCAUCCUCUGAUCGGAGCCAUCGCAGCAGGCAAUGCUGUGGUGGUGAAGCCGUCAGAGGUGAGCGAGAACACGGCUCAGCUGGUGGCUGAUCUCCUCCCCCAGUACCUGGACCGGGAGCUCUACCCCGUGGUCACUGGAGGAGUUCCUGAGACAACAGAGCUGCUCACCCAGAGGUUUGAUCACAUCCUCUACACUGGCAACACUGCAGUGGGCAAAAUUGUGAUGGCAGCAGCUGCCAAGCACCUGACACCUGUCACCCUGGAGCUGGGUGGGAAGAGCCCCUGCUACAUUGACAAGGAUUGUGACUUGGCUGUCGCCUGCAGGCGAAUAACAUGGGGGAAGUACACGAACUGUGGGCAAAUCUGCGUUGCCCCAGACUACAUCCUCUGUGACCCAUCCAUCCAGAGCCAGGUGGUGGAGAACAUCAAGGCAACUCUGCUGGAAUUCUAUGGGGAGGACGUGAAGUC
Corapipo altera (White-ruffed manakin) is the source of this 941-nucleotide messenger RNA. RefSeq names its product fatty aldehyde dehydrogenase-like. Gene Ontology annotation, molecular function: aldehyde dehydrogenase (NAD+) activity. The annotation marks the transcript as partial. The transcript has 7 exons. Gene Ontology annotation, biological process: aldehyde metabolic process. The record is from RefSeq and is a predicted model, not a curated record. Gene Ontology annotation, cellular component: cytoplasm. NCBI's taxonomy places the organism in Eukaryota, Metazoa, Chordata, Aves, Passeriformes, Pipridae.